CAGAGCAAUCAAUCGCUGGUCUCAAACUGAAAGACGUCAUGACUGCCAGUAUGUCCAAGUUCUAUCGUUACAAAGGCAGUUUAACCACGCCCACCUGUGACGAAAGUGUCACGUGGACAGUAUUUGCAGACGCUUUAUCCAUGUCAGAAACACAGCUGGCUACCUUCCGUACCCUGUAUGAAGAUUCUGGUUCCACUAAACCAAUGGUCGACAACUUCCGCCCACCGCUUGCCAUCAACGGAAGAACUGUCAGUCUAUACGCGAAUUCCGCCGGACAGUUCGCUAUUGCUCAUGUCCUCCUUUCAGUUUUACUAUUCUUAUUGUACAUCUCACAAUAACCUCUGAAUAUGUGCAAUCUAAAAUAUCAACAAAGGAUCACCUCGCUUUAAAUUGACCACAGAUCUAUAGGGCCGGGGUUGAUUUUAGUCUUUACGAAAAUCUUAUCAACUUUGGGCUAAAGACAUGUAGUAAUUCAC
Molecule: messenger RNA, 476 nt
Organism: Saccostrea echinata
Lineage: Eukaryota; Metazoa; Mollusca; Bivalvia; Ostreida; Ostreidae
Product: putative carbonic anhydrase
Exons: 2
Coding region: 39-338 (99 amino acids)
Cellular component (GO): plasma membrane
Molecular function (GO): zinc ion binding; carbonate dehydratase activity
Source: RefSeq, a predicted model, not a curated record